Babesia bigemina is the source of this 1497-nucleotide messenger RNA. RefSeq lists its product as hypothetical. Gene Ontology annotation, cellular component: nucleus. The coding region runs from base 1 to 1497 and encodes 498 amino acids. NCBI's taxonomy places the organism in Eukaryota, Apicomplexa, Aconoidasida, Piroplasmida, Babesiidae. Gene Ontology annotation, molecular function: zinc ion binding; ubiquitin protein ligase activity; nucleic acid binding. The record is from RefSeq and is a predicted model, not a curated record. Gene Ontology annotation, biological process: protein ubiquitination; ubiquitin-dependent protein catabolic process; mRNA processing. The transcript is spliced from 2 exons.
AUGUCGGAGACGCUGCAGUGGAAGUUGAAGGGCACCAACUCGGCGUUCAGCACCUCGAAGCUGGUGCAACUGCCGUGCACGGUGGGGGUCGCCCGAGAGAAGCUGAAGGAGGAGUGCGGCCUGCAGCACGUCACGGCCAUCGACUUCGUGCUCUACCUGCCGUCGAGCGAGCCCGAGGUCCUGCCGGACAGCUACAUGCUGGGCGAGCAGUGCCAGGUGCUGGUGGCCCGCUGCGCCGCAGCGGAGGCGAGGAAGCUGCUGGAGGCCGCCGAGAAACGGUUCUCGGUGUCACGAACCGCCACCAUCAGCAACGCGGAGUCGAGCUCCGCCACCAUAUCUCGAAUGCCGACCACGGUCUCCACGGCCCAAAGCAGCUCAGCCACCAUUUCGUCCCGGCCUUCCGUGGACUCCCAGCCGCAGGAGUCGGCCGCGGAGUCCGUGUACGAGGAAACUGAUGAAGAUGCGAGCCUCACGGCGUUCGGGAGAGUGUCGUCUGCCGUGUCGAGGCAGGAGAGCGCCGGCGACUUCGAGGACGCCACCACCCACAGCUCGAUAUCGGAACCUUCGCUGUUGAAUGGCGCCGCCUCUUCCGUGAACGCCGAGUCCGCCGUGGACUCAGACGAUGAGGACAGCAGAAUCCAGGCCGCAAUGCAGGAGCGCGACUUCUUCGGCGGCGAGAGCACGGAGGCGCUUUCGCGUCGCUACUAUCGCAACAGGACGUUAGCGGCGUCGGCAGCCCCCGCUUCCGAUGGAGCACCCGCUGGCGGCGUGGCAACUGCUAGGACCGCGCACUCUCACGCGGCCUACCCCGCACCUGGUGUCCGCUUCGACAACGGCACCAUCGACCCCAUGCCCGUCGACGAGAACUACAUCUGCCACAUGUGCGGGCAGCGCGGCCACCACAUCAAGAACUGCGUGCAGCCCGAGGGAAAGCGGCUGCACAAGAAGAUCCGGCCGGCGACGGGCAUACCGGUGGACUUCCUGCAAGUCAUCGGGGAGGACGAGAUCGGCAACUACGACGAGUUCGCCGUGAUGAAGGACAUGUCAAAGGUGUCCGGCGGCGCCUUCUUCACCAAGUCGGCCGACCAACGCAUUCAGAGCCAGCUGGGCUUGAGCGAGACCGAGUCGAAGAACAUGGCGCGCGGGCUGCGCUGCAGCAUCUGCAACAACUUCUUCAACAACCCCGUGGCGGCGAUGUGCUGCGGGGAGUCCUUCUGCCUCCAGUGUGUGGUCGACCGUGCCGGCGGCCGCGCCAAGCUCGACCUCAGCCGCAUCUACCACUGCCACCGAUGCCAGAGCGAGCUGCGCAUCUCCGACCUUCAGGCGAACACGGCGCUGAAGAACGCCGUCGACGACCUCGUGCUCCGCAAAAACUGGGAGCCGCGAUCGCGGGACGCGCACGCAGCUGUGAAGCGCAGCGCCACCCCGGCUGUGGUCAACGGCAAGGACCUGGUGGACGUUGCCUUCCUCAAAAAGUGGGUUAUACGCCGUAAAUAA